CAAACUGAACAUGCCUUGACUUUGACCUACAUCAUCAUCUUCCUCUCUUCUCUUAUCUCAUGUCUCAGUUUUCUUCGACAAAAAAAUAUUUUAUUUAAUGUUUUCUCAGUAGUAGUACAGUAGCAUCAUAAAAAAACACUUCAAUUUUUGUCAAAAUCUGAGUGACCCAACUGCAAAAAAAUCCAUUCCCAAUUUUUUUUUUUUUUUGUAAUAACCAUUCAUCGUACCUAAACAAUCAAUCUAGGGUUCUUUUUUCCCCAAAUUGAAAAAUUGCAAUUGUGCUUCUCAACAAACUCAAAUUCAUUCUUCAGGGGUCGUCGCAGAAAACCAAUGGGUCGUUCUCGAGGGAAUUUUCAGCACGCCGAUGAGGACCCCAACCAAAGGUCCAGGAGAAAAAAGAAUGCUGCCAGUGGUGAAAAUUUAGAAUCUGGAGCUGCAGGUCAAGGAGUAAGUGAGGGGGGAAAGAAAGCUCUGUAUCACUGCAAUUAUUGUAAUAAAGAUAUUUCAGGGAAAAUCCGUAUUAAAUGUGCCAUGUGCCCGGAUUUUGACUUAUGUAUAGAGUGCUUUUCUGUUGGAGCUGAGGUGACACCUCACAAAAGCAAUCACCCUUACAGGGUUAUGGAUAAUUUGUCUUUCCCUCUUAUUUGCCCGGACUGGAAUGCAGAUGAUGAAAUUUUGCUUCUAGAGGGAAUUGAAAUGUAUGGCAUGGGAAACUGGACAGAAGUUGCUGAGCAUGUUGGGACAAAGAACAAACAAUCAUGCAUAGAACACUAUCAGAAUGUAUACUUGAACUCCCCGUUCUUUCCUCUUCCGGACAUGUCUCAUGUUGUUGGGAAAAACAGAAAAGAACUUCUCGCCAUGGCAAAAGGGCACGGUGAGGACAAGAAAGGAAUUUCUAUGGGGGACCUUAGUGUAAAGGAAGAAUCUCCCUUUUCUCCAUCUAGAGUCAAAGUUGAAGAUUCCCAUAAAGCUGGUUCCGCUAACCGUUUGCCUUCCAGUUUGAAUUCAGAGUUAGAUUCUGGCCCUUCAGGUAGCGCACAUGCAGCAGCUGGUGCUAACCAGAAGGCCUCCAAUAUGGCCCGAGGGAAAGGUGGUCCUGGAAUCAUUAAAAUGGAAGAUUCUCAAGGAGACAGAGAUUUUGGAGGAAAGAAGCCAAAUUCCUCAGGAAAUGAAGGUCCUUCUUUAGUAGAAGCAAGUGGUUUUAACGCAAAAAGACAGGAAUUUGAUCCUGAAUAUGAUAAUGACGCUGAACAACUACUAGCUGAAAUGGAAUUUAAGGACAAUGACACCGAGGAAGAGCGGGAGAUAAAAUUACGUGUCUUGCGUUUAUAUUCAAAAAGGCUUGAUGAAAGAAAGCGUAGGAAGGAUUUCAUACUUGAAAGAAAUUUGUUAUACCCAAAUCCAUUUGAGAAGGAUUUAACUCCUGAGGAGAAGGCAAUAUGUCGGAGAUAUGACUUAUUCAUGCGCUUUCACUCUAAGGAAGAUCACCUGGAAUUGCUUAGAACAGCUAUUUCUGAACACAGAACUUUUAGAAGACUUCAAGAGCUUAAGGAAGCCCGGGCUGCUGGUUGCCGCACUUCAGCUGAAGCAGAAAGAUAUCUGGUACAGAAGAGAAGAAGGGUAGCUGAAGAGAAUGCUCUGAGGACAAAGGAAAGUGCUCUGCAGGUUGGCCCAAGCAGUCAGGCGGUUCCAAAUGCAUUAAUGUCUCCAGACUCUACUGGCAAGGAUAUAAGCGUGAGACCUGCCACUUCAAGCUCUGUCAAUGAAAUCGAUGUAACCGGAUACUACGGAGCAGAUUUACUUUCUGAACCUGAGAAACGCUUAUGCUGCGAGCUAAGGUUGCCUCCAGCGGUGUAUCUAAAGAUGCAAGAGCAACUGUCUGUACAAAUGAUUGCUGGCAAUGUCUCUACAAAAUCAGAUGCUCACCAAUUAUUCAAGAUGGACACCUUCAAAAUUGACAGGGUGUAUGAUAUGCUCAUUAAAAAGGGAUUUGGUUCACCCUGAGAAGUCUCAUGCUUCAUCAUCUGUGUCACCUCAUUAUCUAUCAACCUCUUCUAGCCUCCAGUUAUCAAAAUCAAUUUAUGUUGUUGUUUGUAUAUCAAUAUCUCUCAGAAAUUUUGAAGUGUUGUCUCAAGUUUUAGUUAUCAGCUGAGUUAUCGCAAGGAUGUACUAUACACAGGAGUUAACUGAUAUUGGAUAGAAGUUAUGAGUGUAUAGGGAUAGGAGUAGUCUAGGUCAGGAUAGGCUUUGGAUAAAUAAGUCUGACCUACUUAAAAAUUUUAAGGUUUGUGUUUGGAUGCUUAGGAGAGAACUAUGAAUUGUCUUCAUAUGAAAAUCAAUGUAACAAGGGCGCAUAGCCCAGUCUUCAAUCAUAAAGCAGUCAUUUGGUCA
Molecule: messenger RNA, 2391 nt
Organism: Lotus japonicus
Lineage: Eukaryota; Viridiplantae; Streptophyta; Magnoliopsida; Fabales; Fabaceae
Product: transcriptional adapter ADA2b
Exons: 13
Coding region: 331-2004 (557 amino acids)
Biological process (GO): regulation of transcription by RNA polymerase II; chromatin remodeling
Cellular component (GO): nucleus
Molecular function (GO): protein binding; chromatin binding; transcription coactivator activity
Source: RefSeq, a predicted model, not a curated record